Messenger RNA from Symbiodinium pilosum, 3090 nucleotides. The record is from the annotation of a GenBank genome assembly. Lineage: Eukaryota; Dinophyceae; Suessiales; Symbiodiniaceae.
AUGUCGGAGCCAUGGAACGCGCAGUCAUGGGCAGCCAGCGAUUGGCAACAAUCCAGUUGGGAUGAUCUUGCAACUCAAUGGUAUGAUCCGGAGCACAGGUAUGGAUAUGACAGCCGCCAAUCCACCAUGGGCCAGAAUCAAGGCGACGCAGAGCUCCCACCACAUUUCAAAUCCAGCAACAACUACCUGGGUGAGACUUUGGUUUACAGAAGCACCCUCAAGCGCUACAUUGAACCAUCAGCGUGGUCCAGAGCUAAAGGCAUUGCAGGCAAACCAGUACAAGAUGUGAAACUCACAGACCUGACCCACAAAGGCAUUCAAGAGUGGAUGAUCAGGGGUCUCAGCCAUGGUAAAUUUACAGGUGUGGUCCUCACCAAGUCCGUCGCGGAGAGCGUCCUCACAGCGAGGUUGUUGUCAGCAUUGAGAGAGCAAAAGGUGGACAUCGAUGAGACAGUUAAGGCCAUGCACAAGGGCAAGUCCAAGAAAACAAUUCCAGACAAAACCAGUGAGGCCACCAAGUUUAUUCAACCAUUAAUGGAUGUAGUCAUGCAACAGUUACAGCCCUACCUCGUGACCGUCGAUCAAACAACAACAGCCACAAGUUCAGGUGACAACAAGGAAUUUCAGGACAUGCAGCAGGACAAUGCCAAGCUACGUCAGAAACUCCAACAAGCAGGGAUCCCAAUCACACCGGUGAAGAACAAAUCCACCAAGCGUCAUGCAGAACCGACAGCCUCUAGUCCUGAGGAGAACGCAGACAACGAGGACCAUGAGCAACCACUUCCCGUACAGGAACCAACCGCCAAGAAAAGGAAGACAAUCUAUCAAGGUAAGAACAAGGCCGACUUGCUCGACGAACCUACAGACGUGUUGUCAGACAAUCUCCCCAACAACGUCAACAACACCAAGUCAUGGGUGGUGAUCGAAGGCAAGAAGUACAAGAAAGACCAAUUGCAAACCCUGGUCACAUUCAAGGAGACGGCCAACAUAAUCGAUGGGCUGCAAGCAGUGAUGCAGUUCUUCCAGUUCUUGGUUAUUGAAGUUCCUAAUGUUUCUAAAGAGGUUAUGUUAUGGUUAGUUGGUUCAAUCUUUUUAGUGUUUCUCUUUUACCGUUCAACCGCAACCACAACAGCAAAAGAGCUUCGCGAAAAGCUGAAACAAAAAGGAUGCAUUCCAGAGCUGUACACGUUCUCUAGAUUUCAACAAGUCAAUGCAGUGUAUGCCAAAACGAUGCUUCCGACGUUCAAGAAUGGCUUCGCGCAGUUCAACAAUCAGCAAUCCAUCAUGUACAUUGGUUCGACAAGGCUCAAGCCAGCGCAGAGAGAGUUCAACAGACAGGCGAAGCUGAAACAGUUAAAAAGAGGAUCAUUGCCAAAGGUGGAACUGGCCAUCAGGUAUUGGGUGGAUAAUUCAAACUAUGAUGGCUUUAUCAUCCUGGCACUCGGUGGUUACAGUGGGUACCGUGAUGCAUGGGCUGCCGAACACUCGAUUAUUCAGUCUUGGCAAGCUCGUCUGAAUCACCCAUUCAUCACCAAGUUCCUGGUGAAAAAGGCACAUGGCCUUGCGCCAGCCAAACACCGUCCGUCAAUUCAGCCAGGCAAUGACACACUUGGCAUCAAGCUAUUCAAGAAGAUGCGUCGGCGCCUACAUCAACAUCGCUCUCAAGAAUCGCGCUUGCUACCUCAGCUUCCUCAGAUGUGGGAGCUAUUGUAUGAUCUAUCGUCAAACACAAUCAAGGAGUUCGAAGCCAGCAAGCUCCUACGCAGCGGCAGGUAUCCCUCAGAAAUUGGAUUGGACAUGGGUGGUGCUAAUGCAUACUACGACAACAAGCACAAGUUCUUUGACAAGUCCAUGCAGACCAUGACCAAGUGGAUGCAGCAUCAUCAGUUUCCAACCUAUCUAGGUGGAAUCAAGUACCUUAAGUCCUUCAUCCCCGUUGACUUCGUCGUACACAAUGAGGACCAUGCCAACAACCACAUCAUGUUGCACUGCUCUCAGGUGUAUAAUCAGGCGGCAAUCAACUCUUGGUCAGAUCCAGGUGUGUUUAUGGAGCUGAACGACGACCCUGAGCAAUUAAAAGCCCAGAUGAAGCAGCACAUGCCUCAAUCCCUUUCCAAACAACAGCAACAAUUGGUGGAUUUCAGCAAGGAUCUUCCAUAUGGCUACAUCAUGAUGAAGCGGAAAAAGCAAUGGACAAAGGGCAGAACAAUCGUGGCGUAUGGUUCUACAUGCAUUGGAAAGCUCCUUGAGUUAGCCGCCUUAGCCAUUCAAGAAUUGCUGAAUUCUACUUGGCCGUCCCACUUUGGAAAUCGGCUAACACCUACCAUUUGGAAAGACAUUCAUCGGUUUUUCGAGACAACUGCGUUGGAUGACAACCUUGUGUUCCUGAACCAUGAUUUGGUUGGAUUUUUCAAUUCCAUUCCCCAAACAACCAUUCUGUCUGCACUUCAGUCGUUAAUUCAGGACUUUUUGACUCUUGGACAUUCUGAGACUCUUAUGGUUGAUCUACAUUCGACAGUGGGACCAGUACAUGCAGGUAGGUCCAGGUUCAGUGUCAAAGCCAAUCAGAUCGAAAUCAACAUGGAACAGCUGAUGGACAUUAUUCAAUUCUCCUUUUCUUCUGGGUGCUUCACUACAUUGGACAAAUGUUACCGACAAGUCCAAGGCACUUCCAUGGGAAAUCAGGUCAGCCCCAUUUUGUCUUCACUUUCCAUUGUGGCGUUUGAGAGAGCUUGGCUGCACACGCAUGCUACGGCACUUUCUAGACUUCGUUCUAAGAUCCUGGUCCUUCGCUAUGUGGACAACCGAACCGAUCGGACAUGUGACAUGUCCACCGACAAGGAAGCAGCGUCAUCCAGCACAGAGCGACCUUGCAGAUCCAACACCGACGUUGUUGCGGAAAUCCUGCAAGACGAUACCACGCAGAGAAGAUUACUUGAAGCAGGAUCGGAGUUGAUGCUGCAACAGCAUCUGGACUACAAUGGAUGCCUCACCAUCAACGAGCAGUCCAAAUGGAAGCACAUUAUUACUAACGCCCUGUCAGAGAAGUCGUUUAACGACACAUCAAAAUACUUGCUCGACAAACUCAGG